This is a messenger RNA of Nylanderia fulva, 666 nucleotides long. NCBI's taxonomy places the organism in Eukaryota, Metazoa, Arthropoda, Insecta, Hymenoptera, Formicidae. The record is from RefSeq and is a predicted model, not a curated record.
AUGCAGAGAUCAUCGCACGCUACAAGAAGAAGUAGAGGAUCGAUUAAUAAUGCAUCGCCGAGAAACGACGCGGCCCUGCCAAGAAUAGACGCGGCCCCGCCAAGAAUAGACGCGACCCCGCCAAGAAUAGACACGGCCCCGCCAAGAAUAGACGCGGCCCCGCCGAGGAACAACGCAGCCCCGCCGAGGAUUGACGCAGCCCCGCCGAGGAACGACGCAGCCCACGCAGCCCCGCCGAGGAUUGACGCAGCCCCGCCGAGGAACGACGCGGUGAAUAGACUAAUGCAAAAGAAAGUAAACGAAGCGGUUCGGCGGGCAGUAAAUAGAGAAAGAAGAAAACGUAACACGCGCGCGCGACCAGCAUACAUGUAUGCAAUGGCUCCACCAUAUCCUCCGACAGCAUUACCUACACCGACGUACGCGGUGUAUGCUCCACCAGCACACGCUCCACCAGUAUACGCUCCACCAGCGUACGCCCCACCAGCGUACGCUCCACCAGCGUACGCUACACCAGGGUACGCUCCACCAGCGUACGCUACACCAGGGUACGCUACACCAGGGUACGCGCCACCAACAACAUAUCCGGCAGCAACCACAUACCCGGCACCAGCAGCGUACGCGGCACUGGCACCGGUGUAUCCACCGCCGGGGCGUUUUUAGAAUAUA